Molecule: messenger RNA, 1587 nt
Organism: Pelodiscus sinensis (Chinese soft-shelled turtle)
Lineage: Eukaryota; Metazoa; Chordata; Testudines; Trionychidae
Source: RefSeq, a predicted model, not a curated record
UGCAGGAGCCAGUCGCUCAUUUCCCCUGUGAUCCUACCACCCAACGCGUCUUGGCUCCCCUCAGAGCAAAGGGGAGAGAGAGCUGUGAGCAAUGGAUGACUUGGAUGCUUUGCUGGCAGAGCUGGAAAAAAGCUCUCAGGGCCCCAAAGAGGAGUACUGCCUGCUGGCACACAACUACAGUGAGCAGAGACCAGCCGCCGCAGCACCCAAGACGGGUGCUCUCCCGAAGGAGCAACCAGUCACCCCAGGGACCCGUAAGGUACUGCCUGUGUUAAGCACUCAGCCCCCACAAGCAGAUCACAAAAAUGUCUACAGCCAGCUUCCAGUGGCGCAGCUGUCCCUUCCUUCGCCGCCUCCUCCCACGGCUGCCCAGCAGCUGGAUGACCUCUUAACCCAUUUGGGCCAGAUGCAGUCCAAGAUCUCAGCAGCGGUUGCCACCAAGGAGCUGGAACCUGCCAAGGGACCGUCGGCAGUGGGGCCGACCUCCAGCAGCACCCUUGACAGCUUGCUGGGGCACCCCGUACCCAAGGGCAACUGUGCUUCCUGCCACAAACUCAUUGUUGGGAAGAUGAUCACCGCUCUGGGGAAGACGUGGCAUCCCGAGCACUUCACCUGCGCCCAGUGUGGACAGGAGAUGGGCACCAGCCCUUUCUUCGACGCACGCCCCAGUCACCUCAUUCUCUCUCUGCAGAAAGUCCUGACGGCCAUGGACAAGACGUGGCACCCGGAGCACUUCUUCUGUGCGCACUGCGGGAAGGUGUUCGGCGAUGAUGGUUUCCAUGAGAAGAACGGGAAGCCAUACUGCCAGAAGGACUUCCUGGCCAUGUUCUCUCCGAGAUGCAAAGCCUGCGAGCGGCCCGUGAUGGAGAACUACCUGUCUGCGCUCCAGGGUGUCUGGCACCCCGAGUGUUUUGUGUGCGGGGACUGUUGCAGCUCCUUCACCACCGGCUCCUUCUUCGAGCUAGACGGCCACCCCUACUGCGAGCUUCACUACCACCAGCGCCGGGGCUCAGUGUGCCACGGCUGUGGGAAGCCCAUCGCCGGGCGCUGCAUCAGCGCUAUGGGACACCGGUUCCACCCCGAGCACUUCAUCUGCGCCUUCUGCCUCGGCCAGCUGCAUAAGGGCACCUUCCGGGAGCAGGGCGACAAAGCCUACUGCCACGCCUGCCACAGCAAGCUCUUCGUGUGACUCCCCGGUGGGCGGCGUCCCCACACCAGCUCCGCGGGGCAACCUCCUCUGGUGUCCAGGGGCUGAGCUAUUGAGAGAGGGACCAGGGGCCUGUCGCCACAGAGCAGCCCCUUCCAAUGGGCUAGAACCGCUGAUGGUUUAAAUCAAUAGAGCUCCACUGAUGUCCUCGCUGGGUUAUACCAGCAGAAGGUCUCCCCAGUGACAGCCACUGUGGUCUCCUUCCCCUUACACCCUGCCCCUUAGACAUAUCUGCCUGGCUCUUCUGCUUCUUCAGGCUGUUCUCUGCUUCUCUCCCCUACACUGCAUGGCGUAGCCUGCUCCUCUGGUCUCCCCUCCGAGCUAUACACAUCAUCUGUGGAACUGGGUACAGCGGCUGCUGCCCAGAAAUAAACAUCUUG